Messenger RNA from Drosophila montana, 1872 nucleotides. RefSeq names its product pyruvate kinase-like. Lineage: Eukaryota; Metazoa; Arthropoda; Insecta; Diptera; Drosophilidae. Gene Ontology annotation, cellular component: cytoplasm. Gene Ontology annotation, molecular function: pyruvate kinase activity; potassium ion binding; magnesium ion binding. The record is from RefSeq and is a predicted model, not a curated record. The coding region runs from base 117 to 1793 and encodes 558 amino acids. Gene Ontology annotation, biological process: glycolytic process. The transcript is spliced from 2 exons.
CAUUUGUUUUAUAAUUUUGUUUGUUUCUUUGUGUUUUCCUUUUAUUUUACGGGCAGUGCGUGUUAACAGCAAUCUUUUAGGUAGAUAUUAAAUUCCAAAUUUUAGGUAAAACGGACAUGAUUUCGUGCCAGCGACAUGCCCGCAAUUUGGUAUUCAAGAACGCCUUUGGGCGGCACAUAACUUUAAUGAGAGCUACACGUUUAAUGACACACAUUUACGUGAGAAACAUGAGUGAGAAGACACAACAAGUUGUCCAGAAGGCCAACAGUCAGCUGGAGCACUCUUGCCUCAUCGAGUAUGACGCACCGACAAUUUUUCGACGACUCUCGACUAUUAUCUGCACCAUUGGACCCGCCUCGCGUAGUGUCGAAAUGUUGAUAAAACUGUUGGAAGCCGGAAUGAAUAUGGCCCGUUUGAAUUUCUCGCACGGAUCGCACGAACACCACGCGGAGACGGUGGCCAAUCUGCGCCAGGCCGUCGAGUGCCACUCCCAAAACCUGGGCUACCAAUUCCACUUGGGAAUUGCCCUCGACACAAAAGGACCCGAAAUCCGUGUCGGUCUCAUCGGGCGCAGUGCGACUGGUGCUGUGGAGUUAGAAAGGGGGGCAACCUUUAUACUGAGCACCAACAAGGAACUCCGGGAAAACGGCACGCAGGAGAGGGUCUAUGUGGACUAUGCGAACAUUACCAAAGUGCUCAAGCCUGAGGAUCGCGUAUUUUUGGACGACGGACUGCUCUCAGUGAAAGUGAAGAAGGUCAGGGGCGAAGAGUUGGUUUGCGAGGUGGAAAACGGGGGCAAACUGGGAUCACGAAAGGGCGUCAACUUGCCCGGGGUGAAUGUGGAUUUGCCCGCCGUUUCCGAAAAAGACAAAGCGGAUCUACGGUUUGCGAUAGACCACAACCUGGAUAUUAUAUUCGCCUCGUUUGUAAGGAAUGCGGAUGGCAUUAAAGAAAUACGCUCGGUGCUGGGCGAGCAGGGCAAGAGCAUCAAGAUCAUUGCCAAGAUCGAGAACCAUGAGGGUAUGAGGAAUAUCAAGAGCAUAAUUGAGGAGUCCGACGGCGUCAUGGUGGCUCGCGGGGAUCUGGGCAUUGAGAUACCGGCGGAAAAGGUCUUCCUUGCCCAGAAAACUAUUUUCGCCCAGUGCAACAGGGCCGGCAAGCCGGGAAUCUGCGCCACCCAAAUGCUCGAGUCCAUGAUCAAGAAGCCCCGUGCAACGCGCGCCGAACUUUCCGACGUAGCCAACGCCGUGCUGGACGGGGCCGACUGUGUCAUGUUGUCCGGCGAAACGGCCAUGGGCGACUAUCCGGUGGAAUGUGUGCAGACCAUGAGCAAGGUCUGUCGCGAAGCCGAGGCUGCCAUCUGGUAUGAGAACCUCUUCGCGGAACUGCUUCAGAGCGCAAGUAGCCAGCUCGAGCAGGUCGUCCUAAUAGCCGCAGUGAGUGCAGCUAUCCGGGCCAAGGCCAAGGCCAUAAUAGUGCUUACCUCGGAGGGAUUCUCGUCGUACUCAUUGAGCCAUUAUCGGCCACCGUGUCUCAUAAUAAGCCUCAUUUCGGGCGAUGAUCAGAUUGCACGUCAGUCGAAUCUUUAUCGGGGCAUUUGGCCGAUCAGCUACAAUGAGGACUCGACGCACGAUUCCAAGUCGAAGAAAACUGUCGAGGAUCGCGUGGAUCAUGGCGUCCAGCUGGCCAAGAGCGUGGGCAUCAUCAAGCAAGAUGAUGCCGUCAUCGUUGUCACCAGCUUAAACUUCCGCAGCGGCUUCACCAACUCCAUGCGACUCAUAUUCGUGUCAUAAAUAGUUGCAACAAUUUUUUUUAAAUUCUAUUUUAUUAUAUGUAUAGCUUUUAAUAAACUAAGGUGGAGCUUCUAUCUAA